AUGGUUUCACACGAGAAAGACAAGCCAUGGGAUACUCCAGAUGUCGACAAAUGGAGGCAAGACGAAUUCAAAGAAGAAGAUAAUGUCUCUGGCCAACCUUUUGCGGAAGAGUCCUCGUUUGUAACCCUGUUUCCGAAGUAUAGAGAACAAUAUCUCAAGCAAGCCUGGGGAGAUGUUGCAAAGGCUCUAAAUGCCCACCAUAUAGGCUGUGAACUGAAUUUGGUUGAAGGCUCCAUGACAGUAAAGACUACAAGAAAGACGUUUGAUCCUGCCAUUAUUUUGAAGGCAAGAGAUUUAAUUAAGCUGCUAGCACGUUCUGUUCCUUUGCCUCAAGCUGUAAAGAUCCUUCAGGACGACAUAUCUUGUGAUGUCAUCAAGAUUGGAGGUAACUUGGAUAAUAAAGAGCGCUUCACCAAAAGACGGCAACGUUUGGUGGGUCCUAAUGGUAAUACCCUGAAAGCACUGGAACUACUCACUGGUUGUUAUAUCCUGGUUCAAGGAAACACUGUCAGUGUGAUGGGACCUUUCAAAGGGCUGAAAGAAGUUCGUCGUGUAGUUGAAGACUGUAUGAAGAAUGUCCAUCCAAUUUAUCAUAUUAAGGAAUUAAUGAUUAAGAGAGAAUUGGCAAAGAAACCUGAACUGGUAAAUGAAGAUUGGUCUCGGUUCUUGCCAAUGUUUAGAAAGAGAAACGUUGCUCGUAAGAACAAGAUAUCCAAGAAGGAAAAGAAACCAUACACUCCAUUUCCACCUCAACAGAAACCCAGAAAAGUGGACUUACAAAUUGAGAGUGGUGAAUACUUUUUGGGUGACAGGGCCAAAAAGGCUAAGGAACUUCAAGAAAAGAGAGACAAGCAGCAGGAGGUCACUGACAAAAAAAGGGAUGAUAGGAAUAAGGGUUAUGUUGCGCCUGAAGAGGAACACAGAAAGAACAAAUUACGAAAUUAG
Molecule: messenger RNA, 945 nt
Organism: Komagataella phaffii GS115
Lineage: Eukaryota; Fungi; Ascomycota; Pichiomycetes; Pichiales; Pichiaceae
Product: 90S preribosome/SSU processome component KRR1
Exons: 1
Coding region: 1-945 (314 amino acids)
Cellular component (GO): nucleolus; small-subunit processome
Molecular function (GO): RNA binding
Source: RefSeq, a predicted model, not a curated record